UAAUUUUAAUUAUAAGAUAAGUAAUAAAUUAUAAUGUUGUGUCCAGAAGUUUGGAAUUUCCCGCCACCGAAAGUUAUGACUUAUCAGAAGAAGUUUGAAACAUUUGAUCCUGUAUUAGACACUGUAAAAAUGAAUAACUUUUACAAAAGCUUAAUUAUUACGUUACCCGACGAGUUACAUGUGCCCAGUUUCAUUGAGCAAUUUCUGGUAGAAGACACGGAUUACUACAAGUUAUUGAAUUGUCCACUUAGCGAGUUUUUAGAACCUGCUUUUAUAGAAAACUUUGUUAAGAAGGGUAAUUUGUAUUGCUUGUCGAUUAAUAGGAACUGCAUAACACAAAAUUGUGCAGCAAUAACUCCUGAUGGAGUAUUAACAUUACAUGUUAUCGAAUUUAUAUAUCAAACACUGGGUUUGGAAGGCAUUAAACAACCACACAAGUUUUAUGAAGUCAAAAUUGAUUUGAAAAGUUUAAAAACCACUAAUAAAAUUAGGAGUGCUUUAAAUAAGUUAGAUAAGUUUGACUUUAAUGUGUUGUGGGAACCUGAAUCUGAGGAUAUAUGUCCAUCAUCAAUUGCUAAAUAUUUUUGUGAUAGGAACUUACAAGUAUCAGUUUCGGCUGUACUAACACGAACUUUGACACCUCCUGUACCUGAAAUACCAUCUAUAAAAGAUGUAGAACUCGAAGAUAUGGUCGAAUGGAUCGGAUUAUUAGCUCAUAAUGCUGAUCUAAGCGAUACUCCGUCUUACAUAAGCACCUACAAACCACCAGAAAGUGAAUAUGCUUUGAAAUCUACUAGAGUUGCUGUCCUUAUUGUUAAAGGAUUUUUAACACCAAAUAUUAUUGUAAACACUUGUAAAUAUGUUGAGAAACAGGUUUGUUCACGAGAAUUAGAUAAUUAUUGGGCAUCAAUAAGUAUACAGAGCGAUGAAAAUAGUCUCUGGCAGUGGAACACUAGCAGUCCGGUCAUGUUUCAAGCGCAUGACUCAUCUUGUAAUAUAUUUAUUUCAAAUAGUGGACAGUAUGAUGUAUAUUCUAUAGGACAAUUAAAAUAUUCUUAA
This is a messenger RNA of Achroia grisella, 1059 nucleotides long. RefSeq lists its product as uncharacterized. The record is from RefSeq and is a predicted model, not a curated record. Gene Ontology annotation, biological process: tRNA 5'-leader removal; tRNA 3'-end processing; endonucleolytic cleavage in ITS1 to separate SSU-rRNA from 5.8S rRNA and LSU-rRNA from tricistronic rRNA transcript (SSU-rRNA, 5.8S rRNA, LSU-rRNA). Gene Ontology annotation, molecular function: ribonuclease P activity; ribonuclease MRP activity. Bases 34 to 1059 code for a protein of 341 amino acids. The transcript has a single exon. Lineage: Eukaryota; Metazoa; Arthropoda; Insecta; Lepidoptera; Pyralidae. Gene Ontology annotation, cellular component: multimeric ribonuclease P complex; ribonuclease MRP complex.